UUUCAAGUGAAACCUGAAGGCAGCUCAGGUGUCAUUAAGCUCGACUCGUAGAGCUCGUUUCCACUUAAGCUUAAAUAUAAAGUUGUGUCUAUUUGACCAUAAAAUUGUGUGUCUGGCAAGAUAUUGUAUUCUCAGAGGAACAACUGUUAAAUAAGAGGUAUCUGAUAACGGCAUCAGCUGAAAACAAAGAUGAAGAUUGCAUCAUUUAAUGCAAGGAGAUUUGGAGCAAAGAAGAUUGCCAACAAAAAAGUUCUUUCAACCAUUGUAGAAAUUGUUUCCCGCUAUGAUAUCUUGCUGAUGUUGGAAUGUGUUGAUACACACGAGAAAGCUGUGAAAAAACUCUUGGAGGAAUUAAACUCGUCUGAAUCAGGCCAUUAUUCCUAUAUUAUAAGCAGUUCCAUUGGAAGGAACACAUACAAAGAGCAGUACUUAUUUGUGUACAGGGAUGACGUUGUUGAAGUAAAGGAAUGUUAUCAGUAUCCUGAUGAACAACCUGGUGAUGUUGAUGCAUUUUCCCGGGAGCCUUUUAUUGUGAGAUUUAAACCUAAAAGCAAAGAUAUUAAAGACAUUGUUAUGAUCCCUGUGCACACAACUCCAACAGACUCGGUUAAAGAAAUAGACGAGCUUUAUGAUGUGUGUGAGAUGAUCAAGGAACACUGGGACACAGAAGCAUUGAUAAUUCUGGGAGACUUCAAUGCUGAUGGAAGGUAUGUCUCAAAAAGCAAAAUGAAACAGAUUAGACUGAGAAAAGACCCAACAUAUCACUGGCUGAUUGGGGAUGAUGAGGACACCACAGCAUGUAGUGGAACCGACUGCUCUUAUGACAGAAUUGUGGUACAUGAGAAACUGUAUCCAUAUGUUGUACCUGGUUCAGCCAAAGUUUUUAAUUUUCAAGAAGCUUUUGAACUUGCAGAGGAGGAGGCCUUGGAAGUGAGUGACCAUUAUCCUGUGGAAGUAGAGCUGAAGGCAAAGCAGAAAGCUGGCAGAAGGUGAAUCUGAGGCCAACAACAGAGGUCAUACCAGAGUUCUUCUGCCUAUCCCAUUUUCAAUUUCUUCUUAACCUGCCAAGCUUCAAGUUUCAGUUUCUGGAAGAGUACUGUAAAGCUACAGCGGUCACACUAAUACACCAAGGAGAUCGAUUUCUGAUGCUGUUACAAGGAGUCAAAGCAACAGCUGCCUAUAACAGUUAUCUAAUUUUUAAUCAAAUAAUGUGAAAAUUUUAAGACUUUUUAAUUAAAUACCUCAUUUCUUACUGUACUGUUGGAUGUUUAGCAUUUCUAAAUGCUGUCUUUAUGAUGAAUUGUAACAUAUAAAGUUCUGCAUUACAAGAGAA
This is a messenger RNA of Protopterus annectens (West African lungfish), 1333 nucleotides long. Its product is annotated as deoxyribonuclease gamma-like. The record is from RefSeq and is a predicted model, not a curated record. The transcript is spliced from 10 exons. The coding region runs from base 190 to 993 and encodes 267 amino acids. Gene Ontology annotation, cellular component: nucleus. Gene Ontology annotation, biological process: DNA catabolic process. Lineage: Eukaryota; Metazoa; Chordata; Ceratodontiformes; Protopteridae. Gene Ontology annotation, molecular function: DNA nuclease activity.